AUGGAUGGGGAAAAACGAGGAUCUGUAACUUACGGUACGGACCGAGAAUACGAGGAAUAUGCUAAAGCUAAAGAAUAUCUGGAGAAGGAUCUUGUGAUGAAAGUGGAAAUUGGUGACAGAGCAGGAGAAGCAACAUGUUACGGAAAGCUAGGAACUGUGUUUCGAUCUCUCGGUGAAUAUGUAAAAGCUAAAGAAUAUUUAGAGAAAGCACUUGUCAUCAAAGUGGAAACUAGUGAUAGAGCGGAAGAAGCAACAUGUGACAGAAAGCUAGGAACUGUGUUUCAAUCUCUCGGUGAAUAUGCCAAAGCUAAAGAAUAUCUGGAGAAAGAACUUACGAUAAAAAUGGAAAUUGGUGACAGAGCAGGAGAAGGAACAUGUUAUGGAAAACUCGGAACUGUGUUUCUAUCUCUUGGUGAAUAUGUAAAAGCUAGAGAAUAUCUGGAGAAAUCACUUGUGAUCAACAUGGAAAGCGGCGACAGAGACGGAGAAGCACCAUGUUAUGGAAACCUAGGAAUUGUGUUUAAAGCGCUUGGCGAAUAUGUCAAAGCAAAAGAAUAUCAGGAAAAAUCACUCGCGAUCAGCACGGAGAUUGGUGACAAAGAAGGAGAAGCAAACAGUUAUGGAAAUCUAGGAACUAUGUUUAAAUCUCUCGGUCAAUAUGUCAAGGCUAAAGAAUUUUUUAAGAAAGCACUUGCGAUCCAUAUGGAAACCGGUAGAAGAGGAGGAGAGGUAGCAUGUUAUGCAAAUUAA
Messenger RNA from Orbicella faveolata, 750 nucleotides. RefSeq names its product G-protein-signaling modulator 2-like. The record is from RefSeq and is a predicted model, not a curated record. NCBI's taxonomy places the organism in Eukaryota, Metazoa, Cnidaria, Anthozoa, Scleractinia, Merulinidae.